GUGUCAGCUCAUGCACACUGCUCUGCAUGGCUGUGCACAGCACGGCCAUACAAAGCAGUGUGCUUACAGUGAAGCACAAACACACUCAGCACACAGUUAACCCUUUGAUCGCCCCUCAUGUUAACCCCUUUCUGCCCAGUGUCAUUAGUACACUGUCAGUGUUUUUUUUUUUUUAACACUGAUCACUGUAUUGGUUUCACUGGGGAUGUCAGUGACACCAAGUCAGUUUCCACCAGUGUCAGAAUGCUCGCCACAGUCCCGCCGCCAUUACUAGUAAAAAUAAAAAUAAGAAAAAUUCUGCCAUUUGUAAAUGCUAUAACUUUCACGUAAA
Molecule: messenger RNA, 331 nt
Organism: Staurois parvus
Lineage: Eukaryota; Metazoa; Chordata; Amphibia; Anura; Ranidae
Source: the annotation of a GenBank genome assembly